This is a messenger RNA of Notechis scutatus (mainland tiger snake), 2487 nucleotides long. Lineage: Eukaryota; Metazoa; Chordata; Lepidosauria; Squamata; Elapidae. The record is from RefSeq and is a predicted model, not a curated record.
UUGUAAGUCGAGGAAUACCUCUAUUGAUUCCUUCCCCCCCCACCCCAUGGAAAAUAAAUUCUAAGGUAGCAAAGUGUUGCAUGCGCACCUGUGUCCUGUGCUUUGUCGACAAUCUUAAAUCUGCUGCAUUUUGCACACCUGAUGGAUGUCUGUUUUUCCUUCGCUUUCCCGCAGGCUACUCCAGGGCCCUGGGAAGAUCCACAGGAGCAGCCGAUCAUGCACUAGAGGGGAGGACCGUCCUUCCCCCUCCUCUUGGCCAUGAGAGCGUGAUGGAUCACAACACCUUCUCCCACAUCCAGCUGUGGUGUCCCCGCCCAUUUGGCACCUACUCAGAGAACAAGCCCUGCCGUGGCAACCAGGGGAAGAAAACUUUUGGGGACUUUGCCUGCAAAUCCAAAGAGGAGGAGGGGGACAGUGGCGAGGUCUCUUCGGAGAACACCCCCCCAGCUCCGCCUCCCCCGCCGCCUCCCCUAGCGGCUGCCUCCAAUCCCAGCCAGGUGGAGGAGGGCCGAGUCCUCUUGGACACCUGGUAUGUGAUCAAGCCGGGCAACACCAAGGAGAAGAUUGCCUUCUUCGUGGCCCACCAGUGCAGCAGCGGCAACAGGGCCAGCGCCAUGAAGGUCAAAGGAAACUGGGGCAGCGACAGCUCCAAGGCGAAGCGCCGGCGGAGGUCGCACGAUCCUGCCCGGAGUAAAGCCUGCCCGGUCAAACCCAAGGACGGUGGCAGCAAGGAAGCCGAGGAUGUUUGCCUUUGGCCCGAGUCCCACACUGAUCCUGCCAGCGGGGAUGCCACCGACCUGCUCUCGGUGGCUGAGAUGGUGGCCUUGGUGGAGCAGCGGACGGCGCGGGCGGAGCAGAAUUGUUCCCGGCCGAGCGCCCCGCCGUCCCCGAUGGUUUUUGUGUCUACGGAGCAAGAGGAGAGCGGGGAGAAGAAAGUGCCAACCUCCGGGGGAAGCUCGGACUGCAGCCGCGUGGCUGAGGCCAUUGCCCACUUCGAGUCUCGAGAGCGCAGCGUCAUGUGUCAGAACGGCCUCCGCCGGGAGUCUGCUGAAUGCAUGGCCAACUCCCAACACAGCCCCGGCGAAGUCCGCAUUGCCUUCCGUAUUUCCAGCAGCCGAGACCCCCGUUCGCCCUCGGAGAGCAGCUCCGUCCCCCGGCCCAACUGCAUGUUCAUGAGCUGCGGAGGGUCGCCCACUGGCACCACAGCCCGGUCGAAAGACAAGAUAACCUGUGACCUCUACCAGCUGAUCAGUCCCUCUCGGGAUACCCUCCCCAACAAUGUGGAUUUCCUGUUGGCGAGUGCCUCCCCCAAGGGCUCAGAAGGAUCCGGCCGCGAGCCCGCCGACACGGAGAUGGCCCAGACUGGCUCCGUCAAACUGGACACGAUCCCCGAAGACAUCCGGGCCCCCGUGGAAAAGAUGGGAGGCUCCCCAACCUCUGCGGCCAGAGACUGCGUGUCCGGUUUCCACGUGGACGUGGUGGUCACGGGGGUGGUGGACCAGUGUGUCUUCUUCGGCAAGGACAGCACCAAGAACAUGAAGGAAGAGACGGUGUGCUUGACGGUGGGCUCGCCAAGCCAAGAAGGGUUGUGCGCCUCUUGCGAUGACCCUCCACCAGGGCAGCUCUUCUUCCUCCACGCUCAGACGCCGCGACAGGAGGACAGCCGUGACGCGGACAGCGCCUUCCUGGACUCGUCCAGUGAGGGCGGGCUGGAGAGGGCCGAUGGCUCCGUCUUGGAGCCUUCCGUCGCUGACACGUCCUUGUGCCGCCUGUAUCGCCACGUCUCGCACGACUUCCUGGAGAUCCGUUUCAAGAUCCAGCGGUUGCUGGAGCCUCGCCAGUACAUGCUGCUGCUCCCCGAUCACAUCAUGGUGAAGAUCUUCAGCUACCUGCCCACCCAGGCGCUGGCGGCUUUAAAGUGCUCCUGCCACUACUUCAAGUCCAUCAUCGAGACCUUUGGUGUGCUGGCCACGGACUCCAAGUGGAACCGGGACCCCUUGUACCGCGACGACCCCUGCAAGCAGUGCAAGAGACACUACGAGAAGGGCGACGUCUCCCUCUGCCGCUGGCACCCCAAACCUUACCAUCACGACUUGCCUUACGGACGCUCUUACUGGAUGUGCUGCCGCCGGACGGACAAAGACACGCCGGGCUGCCGGGUGGGACUGCACGACAACAACUGGGUGCAGCCAUGCGAUAUGUUGAGAGAGAGGGCAGCCCGGAGGGAGGAUGGGAGGUGAGGGGCUUCAGGACUGGCGGGGGGGGGGACGAGGGGGCCCUCCUUUUUCCCUCCUGUCUUAAUUCUCCAUGCGUGUGCGAUGGGAGUGCGAGUGCGUUGGACAACAGCUCUGGCCUGCGUGGUGUGUGUGUGUGUGUGUGUAUUUUAAAGAAUGCCUUGAUCCUGUCAGCGUGUGGGGCUCAGAUUUGGUCUCUGCUGGUCCCCCUCCUGCUCCAAAUGAGCUGUGGAAGGAAAUUGAAGAGGAGGGA